AUGCCAUCAUCGUUUGAAUCAGCUUCAAAUUGGGAUUUCACUCCGGUGAUCAAUCUCCUCCGCACCCCGACCUACGGCACUGGUAGCUCAUCGGUUCCUUAUCGCCACCCGGAGUCCGCCUCAAUUGCUCGGCCUACUUGGGAGACAAACAACAACGAUGGCUCCUCUUCCUCUAAUGAUGUGCGCGAGGUAAGGCCUGGUGAAGGAGCCCCUCCGAAGCUAGGAGACUUUGGUUCUCUCUGGGAGCUUUUAGGCAGUACUGGCAUCUCGGCCAUUCGCCCACCAGUUGAACCGUGUGAUAUCCCGCGGAACACGCCUACUCCCACGCCACAAUCGCCUAAACGUAUCGAAAUUCUCAAACGACCUUUGAGUAACCAUGUCGACUCCGCAGACUUGGAUGAGGUGCUUCCUCGCACCCCAUCAAAGCCUAUACCUGUCUCCGGUGUCUCCAAGUCCCGCAACUUGCAGGCCAAGACCGCAGCCGGGAAACGAGCUCCUAAUAAACCAGAUACUACACUGAGUAAGCAUGCAGAUGAGUCUUGCACAUCGGAGAGCGCUGUGGAAGCCGAGUCCGAUGGCAACCUCAGCGUCUUCGAUCCCCCUCUGCCUAAGAGUGGAGGCACUCCGUCGCUGGUCCCUCCGCAGGUCGGCACGGCGGGUGCCAUGUGUGAUCCAUAUGAGACGCCGCCUUCCUCCUACGAUGAGUCUGUAGAAACACCUCCCCCGAAGACUGUGAAGAACCCUCACAGCUCUGGCACGCUACGGGUGCAGCCUGUCGCAUACAAAUCUACGGCUGAUCGGAGGAUUGGUCUCUUGACUAAGCUUUUGAAGAACUUCCCCGACUAUGCAGAUGCCGUAACCCAGGUUGGACGGCCUUUGAUUCCUAAAAAGACGGACGUUACACGCCGCCCCAUCCAUGUCUUUGUUGACAUGUCUAAUAUUAUGGUUGGGUUUCACGAUACGGUGAAGCUAUCGCGCAAAAUUCCGGUGAAAACGCGGAUCCGUCGAUUGCCUUUGUCAUUCCAGAACUUCUCCCUAAUCCUCGAGCGUGGCCGGCCCACCGCCAAACGAGUCUUGGUGGGCUCGGAUCGAUUUGCAGCCAUCACUGAAGGCGAACAACUUGGUUACGAAGCCAACAUUCUCGACCGGGUCCACAAGGUCAAGCAUAUGACUCCUCGCCAAAUGCGAUUUCGUAAGAAUCCUCGAGCUGGCGCUCACGACCCUGGUAGCGGUUCAGAAACGAACGAAGCACCAGAGGAACGCUGGGUCGAGCAGGGUGUGGACGAAAUUCUGCAUCUGAAGAUUCUCGAAAGUUUGCUAGACACGGACGAACCGGCAACCAUCGUGUUAGCCACGGGAGACGCGGCGGAAGCCGAAUUCUCGGGCGGGUUUAUGAAGAUGGUGGAGCGGGCGCUGAGCCGGGGCUGGGCCGUGGAGCUGGUGAGCUUCAGUCAAGUGACGAGCUAUGCCUAUCGCCGGAAGGAAUUCCGGGCGAAAUGGGGGAACCGAUUUCGGAUGAUUGCGUUGGACGAGUAUAUUGAGGAGCUGCUUGAUAUGUAG
Aspergillus niger is the source of this 1560-nucleotide messenger RNA. RefSeq lists its product as uncharacterized. Gene Ontology annotation, biological process: protein import into nucleus. Gene Ontology annotation, molecular function: guanyl-nucleotide exchange factor activity; small GTPase binding. The record is from RefSeq and is a predicted model, not a curated record. Gene Ontology annotation, cellular component: nucleus. Bases 1 to 1560 code for a protein of 519 amino acids. The transcript is spliced from 2 exons. Lineage: Eukaryota; Fungi; Ascomycota; Eurotiomycetes; Eurotiales; Aspergillaceae.